UGUGCGCGCGUGUGCGCGCGCGCGUGUGUGUCUCUGUCUGUGUGUCGAGGCUGUGGGAGGCGGGCUUCGUUUGCCCAAGGGCUUGAUUGAGGGGGUGAGUGCUCGGAUGAAGACCUCUUUUGGCGUGACUCUUUGCUCCAUCGGGGCAUCUUUGGAGACUUGGAGGUUUUGAAAGUGUAACGAAGCAAGAGAAAAAGGAGAGAAAUACCUACAAAAAGGAUUUGCUUCCUUGUCAUUAGUGGAUUGAUAAACGUGAGUGGGAAGGAGAAAAAAAAAAAAGGGUGGGUUUUAUUUUUUUAAAUAAUUCUUUUUUUCUUAAAAAAAUAUAUCUUUCAAGUGGAUUUUUUUUUUUACCAGGGUGGAAAAUAAUUGAGGGGUUUGUUGUUUGUUCUGGGAAUAGAAACUAAAAAAUGGAGACUGUAAGUAGAAGCAGCUUUCAGCCUCAUCCAGGACUGCAGAAGACCUUGGAACAGUUUCAUCUGAGCUCUAUGAGCUCCCUGGGUGGCCCUGCUGCUUUCUCAGCACGAUGGGCACAGGAGAUGUACAAGAAGGACAAUGGCAAAGACCCAGCAGAACCUGUAUUGCAUCUGCCUCCUAUCCAGCCGCCUCCAGUAAUGCCUGGUCCCUUCUUCAUGCCCUCGGACAGAUCUACAGAGAGGUGCGAGACCAUCCUGGAAGGGGAAACCAUCUCUUGCUUCGUGGUGGGCGGAGAAAAGCGGCUUUGCUUGCCCCAGAUCCUGAACUCGGUGCUCAGGGACUUCUCCCUGCAGCAGAUCAAUUCGGUGUGUGAUGAGCUACAUAUUUACUGCUCCAGAUGCACCGCUGACCAGCUGGAGAUCCUCAAAGUCAUGGGCAUCCUGCCCUUCUCCGCUCCCUCCUGUGGGCUCAUUACCAAAACUGAUGCCGAGAGGCUUUGCAAUGCCCUGCUUUACGGGGGCACCUACCCUCCCCACUGCAAGAAGGAGUUUUCCAGCACGAUUGAGCUGGAGCUCACAGAGAAGAGCUUCAAGGUCUACCAUGAGUGCUUUGGGAAGUGCAAGGGCCUCUUGGUACCAGAGCUUUACAGUAACCCUAGCGCAGCCUGCAUUCAGUGCUUGGACUGCAGGCUUAUGUACCCACCUCACAAAUUUGUGGUCCACUCGCACAAAGCCCUGGAAAACAGGACUUGCCACUGGGGCUUUGACUCAGCAAACUGGAGAUCCUAUAUCCUCCUCAGCCAGGAUUACACAGGGAAAGAGGAGAAAAAUAGGCUGGGCCAGCUCUUAGAUGAAAUGAAAGAAAAAUUUGAUUAUAACAACAAAUACAAGAGAAAAGCCCCCAGGCGUGGUUCUGCCACCUUACUUAGAGCCGGGUUGGAUGGGAAUAUGGAAAGUAUCCGAAUUGCAAAAAGAAAGAAGGAAAGAAGAGAAACAAAGACAGAAACAAAGGUGAUCCCUUCAGAUCCUCCUGCUUCCAAAAAGCCAAAAAUAGAUGACUCUGCUUCCCAAUCUCCAGCAUCUACUGAGAAGGAAAAACAGUCCAGCUGGUUACGGUCCUUAUCCAGUUCAUCUAAUAAGAGCAUUGGCUGUGUCCAUCCUCGUCAGCGUCUUUCAGCUUUCCGACCCUGGUCUCCUGCCGUAUCAGCAAAUGAGAAGGAGCUCUCCACACAUCUCCCUGCGUUGAUCCGAGACAGUUUUUAUUCCUACAAGAGCUUUGAGAGUGCCGUGGCCCCCAAUGUGGCACUGGCACCCCCUUCCCAACAGAAAAUGGUGAGCAGCUCGCCCUGUGCCACUGUCGUGUCCCGGAGCAGCGAGGCCGGGAGCAGCCCGGCCCAGCCCCGCAAACGGAAACUCGCUGCCGAGAACCCCCCCGCCCCCGAAGCCCCAGCCACCGUCACUGCUGCUGAGGAGGAGAAGGAAUCAGAAGCAGAAAUUGAAGUAGAAACGAGGGAGGAAUUCACCUCCUCCUUGUCCUCGCUCUCCUCACCAUCCUUUACUUCAUCCAGCUCUGCCAAGGACAUGAGCUCCCCGGGGAUGCAGGCACCCGCUGCAGUCAGUGCUUCGUAUGAGGCGGCAGCGCAUCCUGACGCGCACAGCAGUGGGCUGGAGGCUGAGCUGGAGCACCUAAGGCAGGCCCUGGACAGUGGCCUGGAUACAAAAGAAGCCAAAGAAAAAUUCCUUCAUGAAGUUGUGAAAAUGAGAGUGAAACAGGAAGAGAAGCUAAACGCUGCUUUGCAAGCCAAGCGCAGUCUACACCAGGAGCUAGAAUUCCUAAGAGUGGCUAAGAAGGAGAAACUGAGAGAAGCAACAGAGGCAAAGCGUAACUUGAGGAAAGAGAUUGAACGUCUGCGAGCUGAGAACGAGAAGAAAAUGAAGGAAGCCAACGAGUCUCGGAUACGACUAAAGAGGGAGCUGGAGCAAGCCAGGCAGAUUCGGGUUUGUGACAAGGGCUGUGAAGCAGGGAGGCUUCGGGCCAAGUACUCAGCCCAGAUUGAGGACCUCCAGGUUAAGCUUCAGCACGCGGAGGCUGACAGGGAGCAGCUCCGAGCUGACCUGAUGCAUGAGAGGGAGGCUCGGGAACACUUGGAAAAAGUAGUCAAGGAACUUCAGGAACAACUGUGGCCUAAGUCAAGCCAUCAACCCAGCAGUGAAAACACACUGAACAACCUGGAGAACUAAGUAACCACCACAGCAUCGACACCACCUACAGAACGCUGUAUAUGCACAAAACAAUUAUCUUCAUUUCCUGUGCUGAAGAAAGGAAGAUGCAGGGAAGAGAAUUGUAAGGGGGGGGGAGAAGAUGUGCACUCGCGGAUUCUAAACCCAGCCUUACGGACGUCAGUGUUUGUAAAUCAUGCCAUAUGCUCUAAAGACAUCUUCAUUAAGCGGUGUGUUCAAGAGACUCACUUCAUCCAAGAGCACUUCAGCUUUAGGAAAAGAAAGAAGGAAAUAAAGGAAGGAAAUGGAUGAUAUGUUAAGUUGGUUGAGAAAUAAAGCGGAAGGCACAUGUAUUUUCCAAGUCAUUCUGAAAUCCUUAUACUUCAGCUUUCUGUUUUCUGGAAAACUCAUCUUUAUUGCACCAUCUUACCAUAAAUUCAGUAUUUACCUUAUUCUGAACUGUCUGUCAGGAUUACUGUGCCCAAGGAGAGUGCAACAUUACAUGAUCGGAUACUACAGAAAACAAAACCAACACUUUUGCUGCUGUGAAUAAGCCUUCUUUUUUUUUUUUUUUUUAAAGAAGUUACUUUAAUUUUGGGAUCCAAGCCGCAGCCCUGGAAUGAAAAUGCAGCAUGUCAUCACUUUGUGUUAUUACUGUUGUUGUUAGUGUUGUUAAUAUUAUUUUUUUWAAAAGAACUGCACUUUGUCAGAAACUUUCUUUGCAUUUUAUUCCAUAGUUUUAAAGUUUACACGAUGAGCAUUCUAGCUUCUACUCAGCUUAAUAUAUGGGAAAAAUCAUCAACGUAGUUUUCCAUCAUGUGCCACUGUGUCAUCAUUUACAUUUAUGCAAAGCGAGUAUUCAGCAGGUAUAGAAUGCUACCAAAUACAGAUUAUCCAGUGUAGUGCACURCUGGCUCUACUUUAAACCUGUUUUUUUGUGUGGCUGUGUGUGACAGAAUAUGGGAGCAGGAGCGAGGGGGCUCCCAGAAGUGCUUAGCAAACUCAGUUGGUGCUUUACUGAACAAGAGAAAAGGUUUUGGUUUUUUUUUCCACCCACAAACACUCACCUCUUAUACACUCAAUCUUACGAGUGUAAAUGAAAUGAAAAUUUGACCUGGGACUGCAGAUGUGCCUUCCAGCUCAUUUUUCCCCUCAGCAUGUUAUAUAGGAACUGCUGGUGCUUUUU
Molecule: messenger RNA, 3822 nt
Organism: Nothoprocta perdicaria
Lineage: Eukaryota; Metazoa; Chordata; Aves; Tinamiformes; Tinamidae
Gene: SKI
Product: SKI proto-oncogene
Exons: 9
Coding region: 411-2657 (748 amino acids)
Biological process (GO): negative regulation of BMP signaling pathway
Cellular component (GO): nucleus
Molecular function (GO): RNA polymerase II cis-regulatory region sequence-specific DNA binding; DNA-binding transcription factor activity, RNA polymerase II-specific; SMAD binding
Source: RefSeq, a predicted model, not a curated record